Molecule: messenger RNA, 5305 nt
Organism: Rhinopithecus roxellana (golden snub-nosed monkey)
Lineage: Eukaryota; Metazoa; Chordata; Mammalia; Primates; Cercopithecidae
Gene: SRRM4
Product: serine/arginine repetitive matrix 4
Exons: 13
Coding region: 383-2236 (617 amino acids)
Biological process (GO): regulation of RNA splicing; neuron maturation; mRNA processing
Cellular component (GO): nucleus
Molecular function (GO): mRNA binding
Source: RefSeq, a predicted model, not a curated record
UUGUGCGAGAGACAAAACCCGGGCGCGCCGGAGCUCACACGCGCACGCACACACAUCCGACCCCGUCGCCUCUUCUCUCCUGGCGCUGCCCAGAAAGCCAGCCCUCCCUUCCCUUCUUGGGGCGCAGAGGCUCAGUCAGCUCAGAGCGCAGCCAGGAGCCGACCCAGAAGGGCGAAGAAAACCCGGCGGACGAGCUUCCUUUCUCUGCUGCCUGCCCGGACUGGGGCGUCCCAUCCCCCGCCCUGAACUCCGAUCUCUCCCACCCCACCCCUCUCUGGGUGUCAGCCGGACAGAGCCCGGAGCUAGGUGUCGCCCCCGUUUGGAAUCCACGUUUCAGCACUUCGGACAGCGCCCCGGGCGCCCCGGCCCCUUUGGGUUGGCGAUGGCGAGCGUUCAGCAAGGCGAGAAGCAGCUUUUUGAGAAGUUCUGGCGAGGAACCUUCAAAGCAGUAGCCACCCCCCGUCCCGAGAGCAUCAUUGUCGCCAGUAUCACGGCCCGCAAGCCGCUGCCAAGGACAGAGCCCCAGAAUAGCCCCAUUGUCCCAGCUCGGGAUGGACCCUCGGAAAAGCUGGGUCAGCAUCUGGCCACUGAGCCCUUGGGCACCAACAGCUGGGAGAGAGACAAGGCCUGUCGGGAACUGGGUGCCGCCAGAGGACACAGUGCCUCUCAUGGCAAAGACUUGACACCACCACCUUCCUCCAGGGGAAAGAAGAAAAAGAAGAAAUCCACUCGGAAGAAGAGAAGGAGGUCCUCAUCCUAUAGCCCAUCACCUGUCAAGAAAAAGAAGAAGAAAAGUUCCAAGAAACAUAAGCGACGCAGGUCUUUCUCCAAGAAGAGAAGGCACAGCUCCUCUAGUCCAAAAAGCAAAAGAAGAGAUGAGAAGAGGCACAAGAAACAAUCUCGAAGCCGGCCCCGAAAGUCUCACCGCCACCGCCACCACCGCUGCCCCUCGCGGUCCCAGAGCUCGGAGUCCCGCCCCUCAAGCUGUGAGAGCAGGCACCGCGGCCGGUCCCCUGAGGAAGGGCAGAAGUCCCGCCGAAGGCACUCCCGCCACUGCUCCAAGACCCUCUGCAAGGACAGCCCUGAGGCCCAGUCCAGUCGCCCGCCCAAUCAACCCCUCCAGAUGCUUGGCUACCUGUCAGCCAGGGGUGUAAUCACUGGGUCGGGGUCUGCUGCUGACCUCUUUACCAAAACAGCCAGCCCGCUCACCACCUCGCGAGGACGUUCCCAGGAGUACGACUCAGGCAAUGACACGUCCUCGCCACCCUCCACGCAAACCAGCUCAGCCAGGUCUCGGGGCCAGGAGAAGGGGAGCCCCAGCGGGGGCUUGAGCAAGAUUCGGGAGCUCAACAGUGGCAACACCUCUGAUUCAGGGAACUCCUUCACCACCUCCUCACCCCAGAACAAGGGGGCCAUGUUGGAGAAUCUCUCCCCAACCAGCAGGGGCAGAGAGUCAAGGGGAUUUCAGUCACCAUGUCUGGAAUGUGCCGAGGUGAAGAAGUCCAGUUUGGUCCCAUCCACAGCCCGGGGUUCACCCAUGAAAGGGUGCUCCCGCAGCUCCUCCUAUGCCAGCACCCAAUCCUCCAGUCACUCGUCCCGAUCCCCAAAUCCCAGGGCUUCCCCCAGGUACACCCAAAGCCGAUCCACCUCUUCUGAAAAAAGGUCCUACUCCCGUUCUCCCAGCUAUUCCUCCAAGUCUGGCAAGAGGAGCCCGCCCAGCAGAAGCUCUCGGUCCCGCCGCAGCCCCAGCUACUCCCGCUACAGCCCCAGCAGGGAGCGGGAUCCCAAAUACAGUGAGAAGGACUCGCAGCAGCGGGAGCGCGAGCGAGCGCGUCGGAGACGUCGGUCCUACUCGCCCAUGAGGAAGCGCCGGAGAGACUCUCCGAGCCACCUGGAGGCCCGGAGGAUAACUAGUGCCCGGAAACGCCCCAUCCCCUACUAUCGGCCCAGCCCCUCUUCGUCCGGCAGCCUCAGCAGCACCUCCUCCUGGUACAGCAGCAGCAGUAGCCGCUCAGCCAGCCGCAGCUACUCCCGGAGCCGGAGUCGGAGCCGGAGCCGGACCCGGACCCGGACCCGGACCCGGAGCCGGACCCGCACGACCAGCAGCUCUAGCUCCCGCAGCCCUAGCCUGGGCUCCCGCAGUCGGAGCCGGAACAGGAGCAGGAGCCGGAGCCGGAGCAGGAGCCGGAGCCGGAGCUACAGCUCAGCAGACAGCUACUCCAGCACGAGGCGCUAAGUGCCCCUGAGCCAGCUGCCCUUGGGGGCCCCUUCACGCUGCCAGCCUCCCCCAACCACCUGCCCUCACCGCCUUCUCCUUGGUGACAGAUAGUGAGGGCUCCUAUACUUUGUCCUUCCUGCUUGCCUAGGGGAAGAGGAGAAGAGGGUACUCGGGGGUUUCACUCUCUAGAUCAACCUGCUAGGAGCCUCUACCAGCACCACCCUGGGGCCCAGCUCAGGCCUGGGCAUAUGGAGAGAACCAUCAUCUUGUGGCACAAAAAAAGAAAAAAGGAAAGAAAACCUCAAGGUUUUGUAAGAAGCAAUGGGUCUGUGACUCAAAAAUUGAGCUCUGGCCAGGAAAAUGUAGAGACAGUUCUUCUCCUCCACUGCUCACAGGAGGCCCGUGGUAAUUCUCUUCACCUCGCCGGAUGCUCCCCUCCUCCAACCUCAUGGCUGCACGUGGAUGGACCCCCAUGUCGGGGAGAGGUGAAGGAGGAGAUCAAUGGCAGUUCAGGUUCAAGAUAAGGGGGUCAGGCCUUUAACUUCCUCAAACAGGCCAGAGCAAAGGCUGGAAGACACUUGGGUCCUAGAAGAAGGGAUAUCCUUGAACACCACACAUGGACAUUUGACUUGGUGGGAGGUGUCAGGAGAUAGGAGAUGGUUAAGAUGAUAGAUAGCAAAAAGGAAGGGGUCAGUCUGCUGCUCCCAAUAUCUCAGCAUGGUAAGGGGACAGAGCCCAGCAGAUCCCAGCUGUGGAGAGGCCACUGCAUGGCUGACACAAAACACCUCUUGGCUGUUCACAGGGGCCCUGCAACCUCACAAGAAAGGAGAUAGUGGAAGAGUCAGGACAGGUUGGUCUCCAGCCCCACUUCCCAAAUAUGCCUCAGCCCCACUAGCUGGCACCAACUUAAUUCCACGGGACCAUCUGCUGAACAUUCCCCAGUGCCAUGGCCGGUUGCCAGGCCCCAGCGCCAGCCAGUCUGGCCUUACCCUCGGGUUGGCGCCUGCCAGCCCCCUCCCCUCUGCCCAGGCUGCCACGCCCUGGAUGCCACCCAGUGCAGCCUGGCACCUACCCACCCACCCUUCAGCUUAAGCCACUCCCCUUGCCUCUCAGGAAUUUUGCCAGGAUGGGGCACAGCGGCUCAGGUUUGGGGGAAAAGACCCGAAUCCAGGGUGCCGGGGAGAGAGGCUUGGAUGUGCCAUGUCUUGGGCUCCUGCUGGCUUCUAAGGUUUCUUGUCAGCUUGGGAAAGACCCACCUUUAUUUCUGCCUUCACCCCAAGUCCCCCGUGGCUGGGACUGGGCAGAGAGGGUAAGCUGAUCUCCGAUACACAAAUACCACCAGCUGCUUCAUCCACAGAAGGCGCUAAGAACAGGGAGGUGAGGAAUAAGAUCCUUAAAAUAAACUCUUGGGCAUCCCCCUCACCAGCUGACUGGCUUUCCGGAGGCUUGUGGGUGAGUUUCAAGUUUGUGGUGGCAACAGCAGCGGGACAGGGCAUGGAGGGAGUGAGGGAGAGAGGACCAGUCCCAGCUUUUGGAUAUUUUGGGUUAUGGGGAAGCAGGGGCCAAACAUUCUUUAUCCCUCCCACCCCAGGGAAAACAUUUGGAAAAUAGUCCUUUUUCUUGGAAGCAGUGACAUCUCCUCUACCCAAUCUUUCCCAUCCUAUUAAUCCAUGGGGCUUGAGACUGCCAGGCAGCCACCACCACGACAGCCCUUCCUCCAUCAGAAGAGAGGAGCGAGGGCCCCAGGCAGCGGUGGACGACCCGGCCUCCCUAUACCAGGCCUCUGGCCGAGACCUAAGCCCCGCCCACAAAGACUAAUGGAUGCCAGUGCUGUCACCACAGAAGGCCAGAUGGCAGGUGCCUGAGACAGGGGCAGGUGCCCCAGGGAGGGCAUGUACAGCCACUGUAAAUAACCCUCAUCCCUGCCCAGGAACCCAGACUGGACUUCAGUCUCCCUCCAUGGAGACAAAGGUUUCCCAGAGCCACCAAAAAUCUUAGCAGGACAGCUGUGAGAGGCAUCAGAGCCUCGUGUUCGGACUGCCUUCAUCGAGACAACUCUAGGGGACCAUUUUGCCUGGGGCUCCUAGCAAACCUUUUUUAUUUAUUUAUUUAUCUGUUUAUUUAUUUAUUUAUGUGAUGACUGUCUCUCUUGCCAUUAGCAGUAUUGAAUUAUUUAUUUAUUUAUACAGAGGUGUGUGUGUGUGUGUGUGUGUGUGUGUGUGUGUGUGUUGGGGGGAUCUCCUAAAUUAUUUUUGUGCAUCUCCCUUUUCUGCUGUUUUUAUUGAUGGGAUUUGAGAGGCCAAAGGUGAGUGGGCUAUUGGCUUUCUCCCUGAAGGCUCUAAGCCUGGAACACCGUGGAGUUGGCCCAGAAGGAGGCACAUCAGUCCCAAAAUUCAUCACUUAACCCAGCGUCCAGGAGGGUCAGGCAUGUGCCCCAGCCUCCUGUCCCCCAGGUACCUCACAGGGGUAUCAAAAAGAUGCAAACAGCCCAGAGGCUUAUGAGCUAGGGUGAUGAAUUGACACAGUGGAAUUGCAACUUAGGUAGGGGUUGGAGUCGAAAGUUGGCAAAUGGGGCCAAGGCUGCACAAAGUCGAAAUCCCUUGUGAACGUCCCUUAGGGAGGCACCAGAUUGGAGACAGAUGUGCUAUCUCCUAGCAGACUGAUGAGGCUUCGGUUGAGUACUUACUCAAGUAGUUGUCUUGUAUUUUGAGGGCCAUGGUGGAUAAAAAUGACAUCUGGUUUAUUACUGGAAUGGCACUUGGGGUUGACAAGGUGCUCACACCAUGAGACUGGAGGCAGAAAUAGAGCUGACUGAGGGAAGAUGCACCUUGAUCUCACCCUCACUCCAAGGCACAUAGCAAGAUCACUCCCCAGCUUCUCUGAGCACACCUAGUUGGUUUCAUGUAUGUUACACAUGCUUCCACUCCACAGUACCUAAUUUCUCUGCAUUCCCCUGAGAUCUGAAGGCUACCUUGGGAAGAGGCGUCAGCCAUCUUGCUUGAGAACCACCAACCCAAAAGCAAAAGCCUUUAUCUAUGAUAUCUGCUGUUCCAUCAGGGGAAAGCACAAAGCUAUUUCUAAAAGUAG